AUGCUCUGGAACAGCUCUGAUCUCGAGAGUCUCGACUAUGAUUUGUUUGAGAGCGUGGUAAACAAAUCCGGGAUGGGGUACAAGUACCGUAACGGCCAAGAAAAGAAUCGACUUAUCUACGCGCGUUGGUUCCUUACGCUUGCAACAGGCGUCAUCACUGCGCUCGUCGCAGUCUUUAUGCUCUACUUCACUAUGCUGCUUAUGUCUUUGAGGCAGCAUCUGCUCGAGUAUACAAUCCACCGUGAACUGUCGAAGCAUGUGCUAUUCGGUACCACUUUCUGGAGUAUUGUGUUGUUUAAUCUCGUUCUUGUGGGUAUAUCCGCGACAAUCACUUCGUUUGGUGAAAUGGUAGCUGCUGGUUCUGGUAUCUCGGAGGUCAAAACGACUUUGAACGGAAUGAAAAUUCCACGAAUGUUGCGAUUACGAACAUUUGUUUGCAAAGUGAUCGGGACUGUGUGCUCCGUUGCUGGUGGUUUACCAGUAGGAAAAGAAGGCCCUAUGAUUCACAGUGGUGCAAUCGUGGCAGCAGGACUAUCUCAAGGCAAAUCCUCAACUCUUGGCUAUGAUACGAGUUUUUCCUACUUUGCAGGCUUUCGAAACGAUCGCGAGAAACGUGAUUUUGUCGCUUGUGGUGCUGCUGCCGGAGUCGCAUCGGCGUUCGGUGCUCCAAUUGGUGGAGUAUUGUUUGUUUUAGAAGAAGGUGCUUCGUUCUGGAACCAGUCACUAACAUGGCGAACUUUAUUUUGCGCCAUGUCAGCAACAUUUACAUUGGCAUUUUUUCUUUCUGGAAUGAAUGAUAAUUUGUCGUGGGGCACGCUAGGUAGCCAUACAGGAAGUUUUAGUUUUGGGCCCUUUGCUUCAAGCACGUACCAGAUAUGGGAGGUUCCUCUUUUCGUGCUUAUGGGUGUUGGAGGUGGUCUGCAAGGAGCAUUCUUUAAUGGAUUAAACACGCGGCUAGCUCGACUGCGAUCUCGCUGGAUUCGAACUCGUGGUGUUGCAUGGGCAGAAGCGUUGCUAGUAUCAGUAUUAAUAUCAUCAUUGCUCUUUUCGACUCCUUUCUUGCUUGGCAAAUGCCACGAUCUUCCGAAAGUGCGCGAAGAUGUUGUUCAUCUAGCAAAUGUUGCCAGUGCUACUGCGGCACCUAGCAAAACGUUUGUUUUUGGCAUGGAAAUGCUCAAAAAGAAUGGGUCCGCUUGCAUUUGUGAGAGCUGUACGAGCGUAUCGAUAGAUGGCGCCGAGUGCUUUCAAGCUGACGAGACGGUCCAAUAUCCGUAUAAAAAGGAACUCGUGCGCUUUUAUUGUCCCGAAGGCCAAUACAAUGACUUGGCAUCGCUGAUGUUGACAGGUGGAGAAGCAGCUAUCAAACACUUGUUCCAUGCACCACCAGACUCAUUCGAUGUUCGGAAUCUUGUGGUCUUUUGGCUUUUGAUGCUGAUGUUGGCGUGUAUUACUUAUGGUCUUAAAAUACCAAGCGGUUUGUUCGUUCCAGCGCUGCUGAUUGGUGCAGCUUAUGGAAGAUUAUGGACUCGAGUAAUCAACUAUUUCACUGGUUUGCAUCACUUGAAAACUGUCGACCCACGUACGUAUGGCCUUGUUGGAAGUUUGGCAAUGCUCGGUGGUGUAACUCGUAUGACUAUAUCAUUAACGGUUAUAAUUCUGGAAUGUACGGGUAACGUUGAGUUUGGUCUUCCGCUAAUUCUCACGUCAUUUUUUGCUCGAUGGGUGGGCAAUUAUUUUAACGAAGGAAUUUACGACAUUCACAUUCAUUUGCGCCACGUACCGUUUCUCGACUGGAAUCCACCACUUCGUGGUGCUUUUUUGCGUGUAAAGCACAUUAUGACAGCAAAUCCUAAAACGCUACGCACAGUUGAACGUGCCGGGGUAAUAUUUGAUUUGCUCGUAAGUACAAAGCAUAAUGCAUUUCCUGUUAUUGUGGAAGACCCAACAUUCGGUACACACUUUUUUGCUGGCAUUAUUCUUCGAAAGCAGCUCAAUGUAUUGUUAAGUCAUCAUGACUUUAGUAUUGAAAAGCCGAAACCAUUUACUCGUCAGCCACAUCCUGCGUCUUACCGGUCAGAUGUGAGUUUGACAGGUCACCUCCGACAUCGUCGUUCCAAGGAUAUAGAAACGGAACAAACUCCUCGCAUUGAUGAUCAGUUAUUAGAAUCGCCUUCAGCCAAUAAUUAUUGUCUGUCGUAUCACGAUAUGGAAAACCAUUAUCCGCGGUACCCCAUUCCAACUCCAAUGCAUCACAAUUUUCAACAUGUUGAUCGUACCGCUGGUGAUGAAAUUUAUACGUUGUUAGAGGAAGACCGCGCUUUAUGGGUCGAUCUGACGCCAUAUAUAAACCAGACACCAUAUUUGAUCCAGGAAGAAGCGCCAUUCGUGCGUGCUUAUCGUCUCUUUCGAAGUGCUGGUCUACGUCAUCUUGUGGUGGUUAAUCGUCACAAUAACGUGCGGGGUAUCAUCACACGGCGAGAGCUGGAGGAGAAACAUUGCACUCGCUGCUUUCGGUUAGCUAAGAAUAUUGAUGCGGACGAUGUAUAUCCACUUUCUGGUGCACCUCCUGUUGGUUUCUUUCGUAAACUUCGACGAACGAUAUCACGCACAGAACAAGUGAAGCGGGCGUUGAGCAUCUCAGUAUCGAACGUGCGUGACAACGAUGUAAACAAUGACAAUGGCACGUUGCUCCGGCCCUGA
This is a messenger RNA of Plasmopara halstedii, 2700 nucleotides long. RefSeq names its product chloride channel family. Lineage: Eukaryota; Oomycota; Peronosporomycetes; Peronosporales; Peronosporaceae. Gene Ontology annotation, molecular function: voltage-gated chloride channel activity. The record is from RefSeq and is a predicted model, not a curated record. The transcript has 5 exons. Gene Ontology annotation, cellular component: intracellular membrane-bounded organelle; membrane. The coding region runs from base 1 to 2700 and encodes 899 amino acids. Gene Ontology annotation, biological process: transmembrane transport; chloride transport.